GCAUGGCCGCACUUUCUUGGUUAAACUGCUGCGCUCUCCAAACUGGUAGCCUAUUGAUCGCUGAUCCGGCCGGAGGCGCGCAGGUGAGAUUAGCGGGAGAACAGGAUGAGAUGGACGGUCUUGCUGUGGGAGUACCUGUUGGUGGAGGUCAUGGUGCUGGUGUGCAGGGCGGAGGGGGAAGCGGAGCGGCGGCUGGAUGGUUUUGUGGUGUUAUCGGGAUCGAACGGUUCGGAGGAGAGCGGGGUCUCGGAGGCACCGCACACGCAGGAUGAGUGCCGCGGUUACUACGAUGUGAUGGGUCAGUGGGACCCGCCGUUCGUGUGUCGGACCGGUACCUACCUGUACUGCUGCGGCACCUGUGGAUUCCGCUUCUGCUGCGCAUACAAGAGCUCGCGUCUGGACCAAAGUCUGUGUACCAACUACAACACCCCGGUGUGGCUCAGAAAACAGACACCGCAAAAGAAAAACGACCCGAGACACGACCCGACCAGGGACAAGACCAACAUGAUAGUGUAUGUGGUGUGUGGAGUAGUGGCAAUCAUGGCGCUGGUCGGAAUCUUUACCAAACUUGGACUGGAAAAGGCGCAGCGACCGCACAGGGAAAACAUGUCUCGGGCUGUAGCAAGCGUGAUGCAAGGUGCCUGUCAGGCUGAACAUGAAGAAGCUAUUGGAAGGCAUGCACAGACCUAUGAAAGCAUGCAGGCCAGAGCAAACAACAUACAGGGGACCCAGAUGCACAACAUGAGACAGCCGCACCCCUACCCUGUCCUGAGCCAGUUGGCCCAUGUGUAUGAGCAACAGCAGCCUGGCAAAGAGCUUAACAAAUACGCCUCGCUGAAGGCUGUUGCCUCAAAAAUGAACGGUGAACUCUACAAGAAGCAGCACUGCCACUUGACCGAAUUGGCAACAAAAGGCAGCCUGCCCCUGCACACUAUCAGAAUGGAGCAUGUGGAGCCCACUGCCUCGUACGUCACCAAGAUUCCAACACCCAAACCGAGUGAACAGAAACCUAAGCCCGCCCGGCCCCAUGUGCCACAUCACAUGGCCUACAGCUCCAACACCAUAGCCAACCCAGGCAUGCUAAAGGCCUGGGAGGGCACAGAAACUUUGGGCCGCCGCAAGACCUAUAAUCCCAAAAAGCCCUAUGUGAUGGGCCAAAUGAAUGAGCUUCACACUGCCCGCAGUCAUCACUACCUGCCCACACAGCCCUACUUCAUCACCAACAGUAAGACGGAAGUGACUGUGUAAGCAAAUGACUUUUCUCCAAAAGGCUCUUCAGCCCUUCAAACAGAAACUGAACACUAUGCUGACAUUUACCUUCACCCUGCCCCUGGUGGAGGGAGGGCUUAACUGCAGAGACGAGCUGGUCACACUAUGGUCAGCCACCCAAACACAGGCAGUCAGUGAGCAAUGACAUUAGCUGAAUCAGGAACGUUCCAUUAUUUCGGUGAAAUAUUUACUCUAUAUUCAUGCCAACAAUUAUCUUUUUUUUUUUUCAAUUAGUGACAUAAUAAAUGAGAAA
Molecule: messenger RNA, 1522 nt
Organism: Trichomycterus rosablanca
Lineage: Eukaryota; Metazoa; Chordata; Actinopteri; Siluriformes; Trichomycteridae
Gene: shisa9a
Product: shisa family member 9a
Exons: 4
Coding region: 106-1248 (380 amino acids)
Biological process (GO): regulation of AMPA receptor activity; regulation of short-term neuronal synaptic plasticity
Cellular component (GO): dendritic spine membrane; postsynaptic density; postsynaptic membrane
Source: RefSeq, a predicted model, not a curated record